Molecule: messenger RNA, 741 nt
Organism: Helianthus annuus (common sunflower)
Lineage: Eukaryota; Viridiplantae; Streptophyta; Magnoliopsida; Asterales; Asteraceae
Exons: 2
Coding region: 1-741 (246 amino acids)
Source: RefSeq, a predicted model, not a curated record
AUGGAGUUUGUUGAUCCGGAGCCUACUGUGGCCCUUGAGCCAGUUGUUGCUCCUGACCCCGCAUUUGAGCAUGACCCUGAUCAUGCCGAUGCACCUGUUGUUGCUCCUUUGGUUGAUGAUGUACCUGUUGAUGAUCAUCCUGUUGUUUUCCACAUGCCGGUGAUGUUCGACUGUGCACCUUUCGCGACCCAUAUUGAUCCACGAUACGCGCACACCCACAAUGGGUGGAUAGACGAUGAUGAUGAUUUUCCACCUUUCGUGGUACCAGUUACACCUGUUUCAGCCCCUAUUUCGGUUCCUAUUGAUGUUCCUUUGAUUCCCACACAUACUACAGAGGUUCACCGUACCGACUUACCUAUUACAUUUCGUCAGGACAUACCUCUGCCACGUCCUGGGGAGGGUUCAUCUCGUCAGCCAUUUGGUCAUGUACCUUUCAUGUCAGGAGGAGACCAGUUUGUACCCCAGGUUCCUCAUCAUACUGUUGUUCCCCCUGUCAUACCAUCUGCUGUACCAUCCUUCGCUCCAUCUAGUGAGCCGUUCCUCUGGACUUCACCACCCAUUAUGCCAUCCAUGUCACCCAUACCACGUGGGGUAUUCUACAGAGGAUAUUCUCAGAUCUUUCAUGAUACAGCAGGAGGCACUGACCCGUCUCGUAUAGGAGCUUUAGAGAGCUCAGCGACUCCCGUGCCAGUGCCAGACUCCACCUGCAGUAUCACACCCCCCUCGUCCGUUAUCUCCUGA